Sceloporus undulatus (fence lizard) is the source of this 4497-nucleotide messenger RNA. It is a transcript of the gene HMBOX1, whose product is annotated as homeobox containing 1. The record is from RefSeq and is a predicted model, not a curated record. Lineage: Eukaryota; Metazoa; Chordata; Lepidosauria; Squamata; Phrynosomatidae. Bases 399 to 1772 code for a protein of 457 amino acids. The transcript has 11 exons. Gene Ontology annotation, biological process: positive regulation of DNA-templated transcription. Gene Ontology annotation, molecular function: double-stranded telomeric DNA binding. Gene Ontology annotation, cellular component: nucleus.
CCCCGCGGCGGCAGGUGGGAGCUUGGCUGUUGAUAUCAACAUGGCGCCUGUCAGAGAGACAAAGACAGGCAGCCUGGUCUGACUGAGCCCAAAGGAGGGCAGAGCAGGGCAGGAAGGGGCUUCGGAGGCUGGGUUCCUUCGGGGUCUCCUCAGGAGGCCAGGCCUCGGAGAGGGACGCCUCGGGCCCCAGAGUUUGCCCUCCGUCGCCUUCUGGGAGAGACCUCUAUUUAAGACAAGGAGAAGUCUGUGCCUUUCGCCUUCGCCUUCAGCAGCCGCUGUUUUCCCCAACUGCUGCCCAAUGGCCCUCAAGGGAGAAAAGGCAGAGGCUCGUCUCGAGGAUGAUAAGUAAAAGUGAAGACCUCUCGGAGGCUUUCUGACUUCCUCUCCCCAUGUGAAGUAUGCUGAGAACCUUUCCAGUGGUUCUGCUGGAAACCAUGUUUCACUACACCGACGAGCCCAGAUUCACCAUAGAGCAGAUAGACCUGCUUCAACGCCUGCGGCGCACUGGGAUGACACGCCACGAGAUCCUCCAUGCCUUGGAGACCUUCGACCGCCUUGACCAGGAACACAGUGAUAAGUUUGGCCGGCGGUCCACCUAUGGGGGCGGGGGCGGAUCCUGCAGCAACAGCACCAACAAUGUCCCAGCGUCUUCCUCCACAGCCACAGCUUCCACACAGACCCAGCAGUCUGGGAUGUCCCCUUCACCUAGCAACAGUUACGACACCUCUCCACAGCCUUGCACAACCAAUCAGAAUGGGAGGGAGAGUAGUGAGCGGUUGUCAGCCUUCAACGGGAAGAUGUCGCCCACACGCUACCCGCUGGCAAACAGCAUGGCCCAGCGGUCAUACAGCUUUGAGGCCUCUGAGGAAGACCUGGAUGUCGAUGACAAAGUGGAGGAGUUGAUGAGGAGGGAUAGCAGCGUGAUAAAAGAGGAAAUCAAAGCCUUCUUGGCCAACCGGAGGAUUUCACAAGCCGUUGUUGCACAGGUAACAGGGAUCAGUCAGAGUCGGAUCUCCCACUGGUUGUUGCAACAGGGAUCGGACCUGAGCGAACAAAAGAAAAGGGCCUUUUACCGAUGGUACCAGCUUGAGAAGACAAACCCUGGGGCGACGUUAAGCAUGAGACCGGCCCCCAUCCCAGUAGAAGAACCAGAAUGGAGGCAGACACCUCCCCCAGUCACAGCUACCUCGGGGACCUUCCGCUUGCGGCGGGGCAGCCGGUUCACAUGGCGUAAGGAGUGUCUGGCUGUCAUGGAAAGCUACUUCAAUGAGAAUCAAUAUCCUGAUGAGGCCAAGAGGGAAGAAAUUGCAAAUGCCUGUAAUGCAGUGAUACAAAAGCCAGGGAAGAAGUUGUCAGACUUGGAGCGAGUAACCUCCCUCAAAGUGUACAACUGGUUUGCCAACAGGAGGAAGGAAAUCAAGAGGCGAGCCAAUAUUGAAGCAGCAAUCCUGGAGAGUCAUGGGAUAGAUGUACAAAGUCCUGGAGGCCAUUCCAACAGUGACGACGUAGACGGGAAUGACUAUUCAGAACAGGACACUUGGCAAGUACGCAAUGGGGAGGAGGAGGGACGAUGUACAGAGGGAGGCAGAGAAGCAGAGAAGUUAGAAGAAGACAGGAGGAUCUGCUCAAAACAAGAUGACAGCACUAGCCAUAGUGACCACCAAGACCCUAUCUCACUAGCCGUGGAGAUGGCAGCGGUCAACCAUACCAUCCUGGCACUGGCCCGGCAAGGAACUGGCGAGAUCAAAACAGAGGCCCUGGAUGACGACUGAUGAAGCGACGGAGGGGGAGGGCUCCGAACCGGAAAACAAACAAACAAAAAAGUAACUUAGUUUUAGACGUAGCACCUUAGCAGCCUUUUUUCCUGGUCCCUAAAUAUGUGUUCUUCUUAACAGUAUAACUGCAGUCUCUUGUACGUCAAGUUAGCUGUUUAGGGUCUUGUCCUGUGGAGAUGGCAUGGUGCCCUCUUGAGUCUGCGUAUAAACUCUCAGUAUUAACCUAACUCCCAGUCCAAUACGUAACCAAACUGACUGACCUCCUUCUCCUGGUGUCCGUCUCCUCCUUCCCCUCUCCUGGCUACUCAAAAACCUUUGCUGCUCUGUCUUAUAGUAUUCCAUGACUGUGCUUCCGGGUAUGCAAGGGAGCCCUCAAUUCCCUUAGCCUUAGGCUAAAUGUGUAUACAAAAUACCGCCAAUGCCGCCGCCACCACCACCACCAUCUUGGGUUUUCCUCUUCCAACUUUCUUUUCUUCCCUUCUUCUGAGACAUGAAAGAAAAACAAGUAGAGGUUGUGUGGUUCCAAGAGUAAUGGCUGCCAUCUUGGAAGUAUUUGGCUGAACAUGGAAAAAUAAUUGAGCCGUUGGCUGUGUCAGCAUCAGGUUGACGGUUACCAAUAAGCUGUGUUUUUCUCGGCUGUGACUUACUGUUAUUUUUGUCUUUCUUUGCUUUUGGUGCUGUGGCCAGAAUGUUCUGGCUGGUUGAGAAUAAGGGGAAAGUGCCUCCUGACUCAUUUUGGUUGGUGCUCGCUGCCCAGAUGCUCAACCUAGAGCCUUUCUGUUUUCUUUGCAAGUUGUGUGAAAUGAGACAUAUACUGUUUUCUUCCUGUUUUGAACAAGUAAGUCUUCUCUGUAAACCCAAAGUUCCCAUCCACAGAGGAGGGUGCUCACUGUGUCUCUUCAGAGUCCCAUGUAGGAUCAUGCCUCCUUUUGCUGGGACACCACUGAGGUGAGGGGUGGGGAAUGGGUGCUUCCAUAUUAGGCUAAUUGCAGAGAGUUUACAUGUAAUCCUAGCCACGUUUACUCAUAAAUAAGCCCCACUGAAUUCAGUAGGAUAUACUUCCAGCCAAGCGUGCAUCUCAACUUCAGCCCUACCAAAGGAUGCCUAGCAGAUAUUUGCCCUCAGUGAAGAUAUGUCUAGAGGAGCUUCCUCAUUCUGAAGUCAGGGGAGAAGCCUUCUUUGGGUGUUAGGAAGGAUGCUCUCACAUUCUUUCUAAACAUACGCAUUUCUUUGGGGUGGGAUGAAGUGGGAAUGCACUGGUCGUUCAAUCUCGGCAAUUAGAAGUUGGGAAGACUCUACCAGAAUCUUAGCUGCUUACGUCUCGCCUCCCCACUUCAAGAAACAUAAUGUCCUGAAAGAAAGUCCAAUAACCAUCUUCCAACAUUUCCCCACUGCCCAGUUCUUGGAAACAUGUAUGUGUUGUGCAACCCACCAAUCCUCAAGAUAUGCCCAUCUGAGGUUGCACCAACAGCUGCAUCUUUUCUGUGUAGCUAGUCCCCCCGCAAUGGAUUGUUCUCUCUUGUGGAAACAGGCUAUCCAGUCCUUUUGUAUCUGUUUUCAUUUUCCAUUCUGUUCAGGACCCAGAAAGUGGUCACGGGCCACGCAGGUUGUAAAUAAUCACUGGAAGCCAUAUUUAAGCAGGGGAUUGGACGUUACUAUGAGCCAGGGAGUCGUCAGCCUACGUUCUCUCAGUGUUCAUUUGCUCCCAUGAUGGAAGGCUGGCUAGUUACCUUUUUCCUUUCUUUUCCAAAAGACUUAUCCUUUUGUGUUAUUGUUGAUCCCCCCUCUUGCUGUUUGAUUGAAAAAACAUUAGCUAUUCAAAAACAUGGCAGUAUAUCACUGCUGGUAUGUGAAGCAAAUCUGUUUCUAAAUAGCAUAAGUAACUUACUUUUUUUUUGGUUGCUCUUGUUCAUAAUUCAGCACUUUGAUUACCUUCCCCUUUCCUUAAAUGAAUAAAUCUAUAUAUUUGUAUUUCAUAAUUUCUUGUUUUUUUACAAAAAAAUGAUUGGAUAAGUCCAAAUAAAAUGCUGUAAGCUCACAUUACAAAGUCAUCCCAUGAUAUAUCAUGGGCACAUUCCAUUGAGAAAAUCUCUAAUGAAAAGGCCUUGGGUAAAAUCAUCCACAAGGACCUUCCACUGCACAUGUUCUGUUCAAAUGAAGGGGCUUCAUGCAAGUGUGACACAUUUGCAUCACAGAUGUUCCUCACUGCUUGUCCUCUGUGUGGGAGUUUGCUCCCAGGUGUGGUCUUUUGCAGCUGGUCACUCAUAUCAGUAAAACUGACAGAAAAGUUAGUCAUUGUAUUGCAAACUUUGUCAUCCCUCAUUCCUGUUUUGAGCAGCAUGUGAACCUGUCAGUAAUGCCUGUUGUAAAUGAUGCUCAAAGUGAAUACAUGAGCUUCACCCCUUGAAUCCAGCAGGAGGCUGGAGCAUCCCACCCUCCAAAGUAUGGAUGCCAAAAUUGAUUGUGUUCCUCUGUUUAACAUGAUCUUACUCACUUCUUUUUGGUGUUGCAUAUUAAAAUCCGAGCUUGAAAGUGUUCCUUUUAGGGGGACUAAACACGCAGAACCCUCUAGCCAGCCAUGAAAACUAAGGAAUUCUGAAAAAGACCGCCUUGGGUCCCAUAUUGGGAGAAAAGCAGGAUAUCAAGCAAACAAGCUAUGUUAGUUUGGAAUAUCAGUAUGCAAAGGGAUGUUGUAGCACCUUUGAGACUGUGAAAAAAGUUG